Dendronephthya gigantea is the source of this 2426-nucleotide messenger RNA. Its product is annotated as mothers against decapentaplegic homolog 3-like. Gene Ontology annotation, biological process: regulation of transcription by RNA polymerase II; cell differentiation; transforming growth factor beta receptor signaling pathway. Gene Ontology annotation, molecular function: DNA-binding transcription factor activity, RNA polymerase II-specific; RNA polymerase II cis-regulatory region sequence-specific DNA binding; I-SMAD binding. Gene Ontology annotation, cellular component: heteromeric SMAD protein complex. The transcript is spliced from 5 exons. NCBI's taxonomy places the organism in Eukaryota, Metazoa, Cnidaria, Anthozoa, Malacalcyonacea, Nephtheidae. The record is from RefSeq and is a predicted model, not a curated record. The coding region runs from base 144 to 1409 and encodes 421 amino acids.
GUACUUGUCAAUCAUGGCAAGCAAAGUAAAGUUGUGAGAGCGUACGAAUUAGACAAGCUAUUCCCUUGGGAUAUAACGAAAACUAGUCACAUUUUAUACCAUUGUUUAAACGGAGUGGAUAGCGUGAGACUUUAGGCGAAGCAAUGACUUCGUUGUUGCCUUUUACACCGCCGAUAGUAAAACGACUUUUGGGCUGGAAGAAAGGCGAGGAAAACGACGAAGACAAGUGGGCCGAGAAAGCGGUCAAGAGUUUGGUUAAAAAGUUGAAGAAGACCGGAGGUUUGGAAGAGCUUGAACGUGCUAUAACCAACCCAGGUCUACCUACAAAAUGCGUGACAAUUCCGCGAAGUUUAGACGGCCGGCUACAAGUAUCGCAUCGCAAAGGAUUGCCACAUGUUAUAUACUGUCGACUAUGGCGCUGGCCUGACCUUCAAAGUCAUCACGAACUGCGGCCUGUGGACUGCUGCGAGUUUGCUUUUAGUCUAAAAAAGGACGAAGUGUGUGUCAACCCGUUUCACUAUCAACGUGUGGAGACGCCAGCAUUGGCUCCAGUUUUAGUUCCUAUCCAUCCAACGGAACCACGUCCCUCAUAUCCGAAACUUGAUGAGUAUAUCAAUCCUAUGAACGAGGAUUUUCCAACAGCAGAGCCACCAAUGAUGACUCCAUAUUCCCCAGAUACGUCUUUAAUGCCAUAUAUGUCAGAUGAUGGGAUGUCAGAAGAUUCUAGUGUUGUAGGAAUGCCACAAGAAUCAGGUCAGCUAUCGCCUGAGCCCGCAAUGCCAUUAGCAGAAACCCAGCCGGUGCAGUACCAGGAACCACAGCAUUGGUGCGCAAUUGCGUAUUACGAAAUGAACUACCGAGUUGGUGAACCAUUCAACGCUUCAGCACCAAGUGUUACGGUAGAUGGCUUCACAGACCCAUCGAGUGCCGACCGAUUUUGUCUGGGUAUCUUAUCGAACAUCAACAGAAACCCGCAGGUUGAAACGACGAGGCGCCAUAUUGGAAAAGGCGUGCGAUUAUAUUACAUCGGUGGUGAGGUUUUUGCGGAGUGUCUGAGUGAUAGUAGUAUAUUCGUUCAAAGUCCUAAUUGUAAUCGUCGAUACGGCUGGCAUCCCUCGACUGUAUGCAAGAUACCGCCCGGGUGUAACCUGAAGAUAUUCAAUAAUCAGGAAUUCGCGCAAUUAUUGUCGCAGUCCGUAAACCAGGGCUUCGAAGCCGUUUACCGUCUCACACAGAUGUGCAUGAUUAGGAUGAGUUUUGUGAAAGGAUGGGGCGCAGAGUAUCGAAGACAGACAAUCACUAGCACCCCAUGUUGGGUGGAAGUUCAUCUGAACGGUCCACUACAGUGGCUAGAUAAGGUUCUCACCCAGAUGGGCAGCGCCAGCGGUAUAUGUUCAUCAAUGUCAUAGAAACAACACGCGUCAUUAUUACCAUGGCAACAGAAGAUGGUGUCGUGCAUUUGCAUGGUCUUCAUGAUGAAUAGAAACGGUGCCAUUGAGAACGGAGGUAGUGCGUGCCCUGGUAUGGUAAAAACAAUACAGCAAUGAUGCUGAAUAGACAAAUGCAUUAAGCGAUCAUAAUAACCGCGUCCGUUGCAUUACUGUACCUUGACUAUUGUAGGUUUCCAAAUUCUGUAUAGGUAAUGAUUGUCGACCAAUAUUCGGUUCUACUUUUACUCUGAUAUUUCCAAAAUGUUGGUACACGCAUAGCGAGGCAGAGCGGUUGGCGUGACAUGGUAUUUCACCUGGUGCUCGUAAAUAGGAAAACCAAUCACAACGAUGUGGAAUAAGGAAGCCUAUUACAGCGAUACUCCAUAAAUCACUUUCCAAAACAUCUUUUUCCGCAAUCUAGCAUUAAUUUCUCGUGUAGGCACAGCAGAAUUCAUAAUAACCAUUCCAUAACGAUAAACCUUGAUAAUUUAUUAAAACCGUACUGGUUUAUAUGCAACUAAAGUCCUCCUCAACCCUGUUGCGGUUAUUCGAUCACAACAUGGAAAUAACAAAGGCAGAAAGAAGAGCAACAGUUCAGAAACAUAUCAAACUGGUUAUCCUAUCGAUACGAAUACGCCUGAGCAUUCCCGUUGUUUCGAGGUCAAAUUUUGAAUUGUAGUAUCGGAGAUCUAGUGCCAUCCAAUGGGUAGCUAAAUGAAGCCACUGAUCCAUGAUAUAUAUAUAGUAGACAAAUAUGAAUAGUCGCCAUUAUGGCAUUCUCGAUCUUUGGUUUCCUCCGUGAAACGCGCGCUCCAGGUUUGUUCGUAUCGACGAGUUCAUAAAUCCAAUAUAUAUUUUAGAUUAUGCUUCCAAUUACUUUGCUAUUUUUGUACCAAAUCGUCGAAGAAAAUCUGUAGUAUUAGGUAGGAUGGUAUGUACAUACAUAGAAAAAUGUCUUCAAAUAACCAAGAUUCGAAAAAAUCGUGUCGUUUCUCU